This is a messenger RNA of Cladophialophora psammophila CBS 110553, 1443 nucleotides long. Its product is annotated as eukaryotic translation initiation factor 3 subunit L. The transcript is spliced from 2 exons. NCBI's taxonomy places the organism in Eukaryota, Fungi, Ascomycota, Eurotiomycetes, Chaetothyriales, Herpotrichiellaceae. The record is from RefSeq and is a predicted model, not a curated record. Bases 1 to 1443 code for a protein of 480 amino acids. Gene Ontology annotation, cellular component: cytoplasm; eukaryotic translation initiation factor 3 complex. Gene Ontology annotation, biological process: translational initiation. Gene Ontology annotation, molecular function: translation initiation factor activity.
AUGUCCUACACAAACGGCAAUGCCUUCCCUGAUGAAGAUGUGGAGGAAGAGACCCUCGUGGCAGACUACCAAGAGCAGGUCAACAACUAUGAUGAUGAGGGCGCAGACUUGGAGCGCGGAGAUUCGGUCAUCAGUGGUGGUCCGGCGGAUCUACGAGCGCAACUGGAAGCCGCCGCGGCUCCUUUGGAGUUCCAAGCAAGUCUGGAAACCAAAUUCCAGAGCUACGACAACUACUGCUCGCUGUUCCACUACAUCCUCAACUCUGACGGUCCCGUAGAAAUCGAGACACCCUCCUACUACUGGGCAUGGGACGUGAUCGAUGAAUUUAUCUACCAAUUCGAGUCCUUCUGCCGCUAUCGCAACCGAGUCGCCCGCACCGCACCCAAUGAAGAAGAAGCACAAAUCCUGCGAGAAAACCCUAACACAUGGGGCUGCUAUAGUGUUCUUAACGUCCUGUACUCCUUGAUCCAACGCUCGCAAAUUAAUGAACAGCUUGCCGCCACGAAGCGAGGCGAAGAUCCCAUGGCUGUAGCAGGGGAGUAUGGCUCUCGCCCACUUUACCGCAUGCUGGGAUACUUCUCCAUCAUCGGUCUCUUGCGAGUUCACUGCCUUCUCGGAGACUUCAGUCUCGCUCUGAAGACCCUAGAUGACAUCGAAAUGAACAAAAAAGCCAUGUUCGCCCGUGUCAUGGCUGCCCAUCUGAACACAUAUUAUUAUGUUGGCUUCUCCUACAUGAUGCUGCGUCGCUAUGCGGACGCCGUACGCAUGUUCAGCCACAUCCUGGUCUACGUCUCCCGCACCAAGAAUUUCCAGAAGGGCCCCAAUCAAGGACAGUUUGACGCCAUCGCCAAAAAGACCGAACAAAUGUACGCCCUCAUCGCCAUCUGCGUGGCCUUUGCGCCCACCCGGUUGGACGACUCCAUCCAUACAACACUCCGCGAAAAAUAUGGCGAGAAGUUCGCAAAACUGCAGCGUGGCGGAACAGAGAGCCUGCCAAUCUUCAAGGAAUUGUUCCAAUCCGCUUGUCCGAAAUUCAUCACCCCAACACCGCCGGAUUUCGAUAAUCCUUCGCUAAACAUCGACCCGGUCGAUCACCACACUGAGAUCUUCAUGGACGAAGUCCGCAAUACUCUCUUCAACCCCUUGAUCAAGUCAUAUCUGAAACUAUACACGACAAUGAGCAUUCAAAAGCUCGCCGGCUUCUUGGAGGUCGAGCCCGAAAAGCUCCGCAGUUGGCUACUAGUGAACAAGCAGCGAAGUUGUCGGCAGAUUCGCUGGACUGAAGGAGGGUUGCUGGAAGGGGAAAUUGUGGGUGUCCUGGGCAACGGAAGCUCCGAGGGGCUGGAUUAUGCCAUCGAGGGCGAUUUGAUCCAUAUCAGUGAGGCGAAGCAGGGGAGACGGCUGGUGGACUGGUACUUGAGGAAUUUGGCCAGGUCCUACUAA